GGACUCUCCCUUUCUAAACCUACGACAGCCUCUGCGUGGAAACUCCAGCUACAUCUUCGGCCGCCACUCCGUCAUCCUUGUCUGCGACGCCUCCGUCCGCAACUCUCCCUCAGUUUCUUUUAGGAAAAGAGACAUGAAGUUCAUCGCCGCAUACUUGUUAGCUGUGCUGGGAGGCAAAGCCAGCCCUUCCGCCGGUGACAUCAAGAAAAUCCUUUCCUCUGUGGGUGCCGAGGCUGAUGACAGUAAACUUGAGUUGCUCUUGUCUCAAGUUGAGGGGAAAGAUAUCACAGAGUUGAUUGCAGCGGGAAGGGAGAAAUUAGCUUCCGUACCAAGUGGUGGUGGUGCUGGUGCUGUGGCAGCUGUUGCUGCUGCACCUUCCAGUGGCGGUGGGGCUGCCCCAGCUGCUGAGGAGAAGAAAAAGGAAGAGAAGGUUGAAGACGAAUCCGAGGAGGAUAUUGGAUUUGAUCUUUUUGGAGGAGAUGAUUAGAUUUGUUUUACUUUUAUAUGUUUGUUUGGAGAAUACUAUCAAAUUUUAGCAUCCCUUCCUGUUUUUUACUCUCUAAUGAAGACUCCUAAAUUUUU
Cuscuta epithymum is the source of this 582-nucleotide messenger RNA. The record is from the annotation of a GenBank genome assembly. NCBI's taxonomy places the organism in Eukaryota, Viridiplantae, Streptophyta, Magnoliopsida, Solanales, Convolvulaceae.